AUGGUGUCCUCGCGGAAGACAAGGAGCGGGUUGGUUGUUUGCAUCAUCGCAGUCAUGAGCUUCGAAGCUGCGGUCUGCAACACACCAGAUGAAAUGGGAGAAGACAAGCAGUGCUUCGCCAUCAUUCACCCACCUCAAGCGCACAUGAUGGAUGUUGAGGAUCAUCAACAACUGCCUUGCUUGCUGCGGAUAAACUGCCAGGGAUACGGAAAGGCGAGAAGGCUGGGACUGGUCAAUGGCGACACGACAACGUGGGUGAGUGCAGAGAUCGAGCCGGGACCGGACGUGGAGAUGGCGAUGAUCGAACUGACGAUCAAUCAGAUCUAUCGCGGUCGGCCUUCACUGGAGUUCGUGCUGACAAGGAGCAGCAACCAAUCUCUCAGCGAGAAGGAUGCGAACUUUGAGGUUUCUGAGUUUGCUUCUGUUGACAUCAAGUCGGGUCGUCUCUUCCACCCAACUCUUGAGGUGAUCUUCCCUCCGCAAGACUUCGUCUUCAAACAGGGAGUGACUCCUCUUGUCAUCACAACCGUGGAGGAGGACGAGGAGGGCAACCGGGUCUCAGGUCCAGUCAAUCUCAUUGCAACUCGAGCUUGUCCCAUGUUUGAUCGCCCGGCAGCUAUCGAGGGCUCCAUCUUUCCUGGUCGUCUGCGCAUGAUAAUCAAGAGAGUUGGCCAUGAUCCCGCACAGGGACUCUGCGAUGAUCCCUACCAUGAAAGUGUGGGAGAGGUCUGGUAUCAGGGUUGCUCGUCGCACAAGCUCUGCGAUCUCCCAGACUUGCCAGACGGCGAUUUCCUGCUGCAGAUAUACCUCGCAGACGCUCAUGGCGAGAUCUAUGCACAUGAAGAGCGGCGAAUCAAGGUGGACACGAGCGAUGUGUAUCAGAGUGAAAGAUCAUCGAGUGACGCCUCGUCGUGUGUUGUGCGGCAAGGCAGGCAGGAGGGGUGCGGGAACAAAAGUGAAGGCGAUGGGGAGUGCUCUAGCAACGGGGCAUGUGUCGUGCUCGGAGGAGAUCACAACCGUGGGGGAGGCUUCUACUGCCUCUGCUCUCCCUCGUACUUUGGAAAGUUUUGUGAACAUGUUCGUGUCUCCCUUUCAGGCCAGUUGUUGGACUCGUUGAAGUUUUGUCAGGACAUCUACUCGACAUCUGAGUACUUGCCUUCAUCUCACCCCGAGGCUGACGAAUCGACUUGCCCCAAAGCAGAGAUGCUGCUCGAUCAGUCGGAAGAGCUCUGGAAUGAGAUUGUUGAGAACCAGGUGAAAUGCUUCCGCUGUUAUUUGAAUUGUUUGUGUGACAUUUCAACGCUGAAUCGCAUUUGGAUUUAUUCCUUGAACGAUCAGAAGUCAGGUGGGAAGACCUACAUCGAGUUCACGUAUGACAACACGAGCGCUCUUGCUAUCACGGCUCGCACUUUCUUCCUUGCCGUCGCUACAUCGCUGAAGAGAAAGCAGCCGCUUGCGCUGAGCAGCGAUUGGAGUUACCUGGACUUCGCUCCAUGCAACAAGAGACACCUCUCUACCAAGGAUUCAUCCCCCCACAGCUCGAGCGGAAACCUCGCAUGUUACUUCCAGCCUUUUGAUCUCUUCGCCCUCCCUCGCCCUCUCGUGAGCAACGAUACCUUGCGCAGGAAGGAGCAGAAGACCGAGGAGCCUGCCUGGUUUGCCAACUGCUGCAUCAACCUUCCUGUCACGAAUGCGCUCUCCGUCAUCCCCGCGCAUUACAGGGAGAGAGGACAGUUCUGGUGGAUGUCCACUAUGGCUGGCCUGCUACUCAAAGAGAACCCGCACCUGAGCAACUUGAUCAAGAGAGCGAAACUAGCGUCGUCCUUCCGUCAACCGUGUAUCGGAGUUCACAUGCGGUUUGGGGAUGCUUGCUAUCACGAGCCGGAAUUCAUGAAAGUCGGAGGCGCGACAUCGCAACGACGAUGCUACGAGACGGCAGCAUACAUGCGAGGGAUCGCUCGCCUUCAAGCAGCAUUCAACAUCGACCAUGUCUACAUCGCUACCAACAACGAGAGCGCGGUCAGAGAUCUUGUCCGGUCAAACUCUACAAUCAAAUGGAGUUUCCUCAGCAGCGUCGACAGGUCCCAGCUGGUCAAGGAGGGCAAGAAGGAGUUUGUCAUGCCCCACAUGCUCGUUACGCGGCUGGGCUUGCUGGAUCGCAAGGUGGAGUGCAAGGCGUUCGUUGGCCAGUUCUCUAGUGCCUUCUCGGUCCUUGCCUUCGAGCUCAUGGUCGCCUAUCACGCAUAUGUCGGCUCACAGCAUGAGAGUUGCUGGCUGGUCGUCUGA
Molecule: messenger RNA, 2286 nt
Organism: Guillardia theta CCMP2712
Lineage: Eukaryota; Cryptophyceae; Pyrenomonadales; Geminigeraceae
Exons: 25
Coding region: 1-2286 (761 amino acids)
Biological process (GO): protein N-linked glycosylation
Molecular function (GO): alpha-(1->6)-fucosyltransferase activity
Source: RefSeq, a predicted model, not a curated record